UUCAAAUGCUUUUUUAUUUCACUGCUCCGGCCGUCCACGAUUGCUCCUAAGGAAAACAAAAAAAACCCGCUAAAACCCUGAUUCUAGGGUUUUCCAUUCUGAUCUUCAUAGUAACUUAUAAUAGCUCAAGUCAGUUGUUCUUCCCUCCAUUUCUUGCUUUUAACUUCAAUAAAAAUUAACUUACGAUGCUGAUAUUCUCAGCUAAACUACUCUAGCAUUUACUUGUUUUGGCCUUUAAUCUGCUGAUUGAUUAACGAACUUGAAGGAAUAAAGAUGCUGUGUUUGCGUAGGGCAUUUUUGGUAGUUUUUGUACUUUUAGUGGCGGAGAAAACGGCGUCAAAUUUGGCUUCUGGUCCUCACAUUACCGAUGUAAACAUUCUUUUGCCUCCUAAAAUGACUCAUCCUGUCGAGUACCGGCUUCAAGGAAGUGAUGGUUGCUUCAAAUGGUCAUGGGAUCAUCAUGAUAUUUUAUCUGUUCUACCUGAAUAUAAUUUAAGCAGCCACUGUUCGACGAGUGCACGACUUAGAUCAAUAGCUCCUUUUAGUGGUAGAAAGGAAACUGCAGUUUAUGCUGCUGAUGUAAACUCAGGAAUUGUUAUUCGUUGCAAAGUUUUCAUUGACAACAUUUCCAGAAUUCAGAUAUUUCACAAUUCAAUUAAAUUAGAUUUGGAUGGAUUAGCUACUCUGCAAGUUCGUGCCUUCGAUAGUGCAGAUAAUGUCUUCUCAUCAUUAGUGGGCCUGCAAUUCAUGUGGCAUCUACUACCUGAAACUGGUGAAUUGCCACAUCACCUUGCUCAUGUUCCUUUGAAGGAAUCUCCCCUGAGUGACUGUGGUGGAUUAUGUGGUGAAUUGAACAUCCAAAUAAAACUUGAAGAUAGUGGUGUAUUCUCGGAUUUGUAUGUGGUGAAAGGGGUAGGGAUUGGGCAUGAAAAUGUGUCUGUGCAUUUGCUUGAGCCACGGUUAAAGCACAUGGCUGAUAAGAUUGUUCUAACAGUAGCAGAAGCAAUGUCACUCGAGCCUCCCUCACCUGUUUACAUCCUCAUUGGUGCUGCUCUUCAAUAUAGUCUUAAAGUUAUUCGUGGAAAUAUCCCACAAGUUGUAACUUUACCAUCUCCAUAUCAUAGUUGGUCUGUUUCCAACUCGUCUGUGGCUGAGGUGAACUCUAUGAUAGGUUUUGCUCGUGCACUGAACCUAGGGGUAACAAUAGUCAUUGUUGAAGAUACUAGAGUUGCUGACCACGUACAAACGUCUUCACUCAAUGUGGUUUUACCGGAUAGUUUACAUUUGUAUAUAAUACCGAUGUCCCUUUCUGGUGAUUCUGUGGAAGAGGUGAAAGCCAUUCCAUUUAUGGAAACUUGGUAUGUUGUUUCUGGUCGUCAGUAUCUUAUUCAAAUAAAGGUUUUCUCAUGGGGACCUGAUGCACAUGAAAUAUAUAUUACAGAGAGUGAUGAUCUUAAGUUGCAUAAUGAGCAGUCUGAUUGCUGGACAAUUUUCAUGCUGUCAAAGGAUAUUGAGGCCAAAUAUGUCUGGCAGAAUUCUAGAGUCCUGAGAGCAGCCUCACGGGGACUGGGAGAAUUGAAGGCUUCUUUAACUUAUUUUACCGGGCACCAGGAAACAAAGGAGGUUAUUGAGGUUGUGCAAGAAAUAAUUGUUUGUGACCAAGUGAAGUUUAGUUUGGAUAGAACAAGUAGUACUUCUCAAAAUAUUCUUCUUCCCUGGGCCCCUGUUGUUUACCAGGAGGUGGAGCUAAGUGCUACAGGAGGUUGUGCAAAAGCAUCCAGUGAUUACAGAUGGUUUUCUUCUGAUGCUGCAAUUGUAUCAGUAUCUGCAUCGGGGAUUGUUCAGGCAAAGAAGCCUGGUCAAGCAACAGUCAGAGUAGUGUCCAUUUUUGAUCCAUUCAAUUAUGAUGAGGUUGUUGUUGAAGUUUCUGUUCCUUCAUCUAUAAUUAUGCUACAAAACUUCCCUGUGGAGACUGUUGUAGGGUCACAUGUCUAUGCUGCUGUAACAAUGAAAGCAUCCAACGGUGCUUCCUUCUAUAGUUGUGAUGCUUUUCACUCGUUCAUAAGAUGGAAUGCUGGAAGUGAGUCCUUUGUUGUUGUCAAUGCGACAGAGGAUCCAUCUGUUUUGGAAAAGCUAGGAAAUGCUGAGCUCCAUAGUUAUGGUGCACCGUGCUCAUGGACUUAUAUAUAUGCUUCUGCUUCUGGUCACACCAUGCUGCAUGCAACACUGUCAAAAGAAUCUUACAUAUAUGAUCAUUCUUUUCAUGGAUCUACCGUUUUGAAAGCAUCAACACAUAUUGCAGCAUAUCCACCACUUACUGUGCAUCAAGUAGGUGAUGGAAACCAAUUUGGCGGGUACUGGUUUGAUGUUGCUCAUGUGGGAGCAAGUAAUCACCUAGGGAAUUUGGAAGUGCUACUAUAUCUUGUCCCUGGAACAAGUUUAGACAUUAUUCUUCUUGGAGGACCUGAGCGCUGGGACAAAGGUGUUGACUUCAUUGAAACUGUGGAAGUAUUGGACGAAAAGCACACUUAUGUUAAAGAUGGGCUUCAUGUACAUCCUGUGUCUGGAAAAGAUCAGAGUAUGUACAGAGUUUCGUGCCAAACUCUAGGAGCAUUUCAUUUGGUUUUCAAACGUGGAAAUAUGGUUGGGGAUGACCACCCUCUGCCGGCAAUAGCAGAAGUUAUAUUGUCUCUUACUUGUAGCAUUCCUUCUUCAAUUGCUCUCAUAGUUGAUGAGCCUGUCAACAGUUAUGACGCUAUAAGGACUGCAGCUCUUGCUGACCGUAGCACAGGGAAAAUCCAUGUCACCCCCAUCACAGUGGCAAAUGGGCAAAUUAUUCGGAUAGCUGCAGUUGGCAUUGAUAGUUCUGGAGAAGCUUUUGCAAACUCAUCGUCUCUUUCUUUGAAAUGGGAGCUGAGCAGCUGUGAAGGGCUCGCAUACUGGGAUUAUGCAAAUGAAGCCAAGUGGUCUAGAUCAAGUUGGGAGAGGUUUUUAAUCUUGCAAAAUGAAUCAGGAGAGUGCCUAGUUCGUGCUUCUGUUAUCGGCUUUGCUAGUCAUUUUUCUGCCAAAUUGCCUACUUUGGAGAUGGUUCUUACAGAUGCUAUACAUUUACAGAUUGUUUCUACAUUGAGAGUUGAUCCGGAGUUCAUUUUAUUAUUUUUCAAUCCCAAUACAAAGGCAAAUCUGUCAAUCACAGGGGGAAGCUGUUUCUUGGAAGCGGCUGUGAAUGAUCCUAAUGUGGUAGAAGUGAUUCAAUCCCCUCCAGGAUUGCAGUGCUCACAGCUGACGCUCUCUCCUAAAGGGUUGGGAACUGCAGUUGUGACAGUUUAUGAUAUUGGGCUUGCUCCUAUUGUUGCUGCUUCUGCUGUGGUCCAAGUAGCAGAAGUAGACUGGAUUAAGAUUGUUACAGGACAAGAAAUAAGCCUUAUGGAAGGACAGAUAGCAUCCAUGGAUUUAGUGGCUGGGAUUAGUGAUGGAAGAACUUUUGACCCUAGUCAGUACAAAUACAUGGAGAUUCAUGUAUGGAUUGAGGAUGAUAUAGUUGAACUCACGGGCAAUAAUGUCUCAAAUCUUGGUGGUGGGUAUGUUCUUGGACCAAAGUUCAAAAUUAUUGCUAAGGACCUUGGGAUCACAACUCUUUAUGUCAGUGCCAAACAGCAAUCUGGACAUGAAAUACUGAGCCAACCAAUAAAGAUAGAGGUCUAUGCACCAUUGAGAGUUCAUCCGCAGGAUAUAUUCUUGGUACCAGGUUCAUCUUAUGUGCUUACUGUGAAAGGAGGCCCAACCAUUGGUGUGUAUGUUGAGUAUGCUUCUUUGGACGAUGGAAUAGCAACUGUUGACAGAUCUUCUGGGCAACUAUCUGGAAUUUCACCUGGAAACACAACGAUCCUUUCCACUGUUUAUGGGAAUGGAGAUGUUGUGAUUUGUCAAGCAUAUGGCGAUGUUAAAGUGGGAGUUCCUUCUUCAGCAAUGUUGAAUGUACAAAGUGAACAACUUGAUGUUGGUCGUAAUGUGCCAAUAUAUCCUUCAUUUCUUGAGGGUGAUCUAUUUUCCAUUUAUGAGCUCUGCAAAAAGUAUAAGUGGACUGUAGAUGAUGAAAAGGUGUUGGAUUUCUACAAAGCAGGAGGCUUACAUGGUGAAAAGAACUGGUUGCAAUUGAAUGAUGAGAAAGAGCUUGGUUUUAUGAAAGUCUUGUAUGGAAGAUCUGCAGGCCGGACAAGUGUUGCAGUUUCAUUCUCAUGUGAUUUUGUUUCCACUUCUUACUCAGAGACGAGGCUUUAUGAUGCAUCCAUAUCAUUAUUGGUUGUUCCUUAUCUCCCUCUUGCUCUCGGACUUCCAAUAACAUGGAUUCUUCCUCCUCAUUACAUUACAUCAAGUAUUUUGCCAUCAUCUUUGGAAUCACAUGGCCAAUGGGAUGGUCAGAGUCAUAAAGGAAUUAUCACAUACUCAUUGUUAAGAAGUUGUGAGAAGAAUGAAGGUUGGCACAAAGAUGCAAUUUCCAUAGAUGGGGAUAGAAUAAAAACAAUGGAGAGCAACAAUCUUGCAUGCAUACAGGGCAAAGAUCGAACCACUGGAAGGGUUGAGAUUGCUUCUUGUGUUAGGGUAGCUGAGGUGGCUCAAAUAAGAAUAACAAAUAAGGAGUUUCCAUUCCAUGUGAUUCAUGUUGCUGUCAACACGGAACUGGAUCUCUCCAUAAGCUAUUUUGAUGCUUUAGGAAACCCUUUCUACGAAGCACAUAAUGCUGUUUCCUAUCAUGCCGAAACUAACUAUCAUGAUAUUGUCUCCAUUGAUGACACAAAAACUGACAGUGAGAAAAUUCAUCUGAAGGCAUUGCGAUAUGGUAGAGCUCUUUUACGAGUAUCAUUCAAGGAUAAUCAACAGAAGUCUGACUUUAUUCUGAUCUCUGUUGGUGCCAAUAUAUUUCCUCAAAACCCUGUCCUCCAUCAAGGCAGUUCACUUCAUUUCAGUAUUGAAGGCAGCCAAGUUUCUGGCCACUGGCUUAGUGCUAAUGAAAGUGUCAUAUCUAUUGAUAUGCCAUCUGGAAAAGCUAAAGCAGCUGGGAUAGGUUCGACCCAAGUGAUUUUUGAAUCUCCAAGUAUGAAAUUGCAAACAACAGUUACAGUGGUAUCAGGAAAUAUUGUUUCUGUUGAUGCUCCAAAAGAGACGCUAACAAAUGUUCCUUACCCAACAAAAGGAUAUAGCUUCUCUGUGAAGUUCAGUGACACUUGCAAUAAGUUUAACGCUGUUGGAAACAGUAAGGAAAUAUCAUACGACUGUAAGGUUGAUCCUCCUUUUGUUGGAUACGCAAAGCCAUGGAUGAACCUUGAGACGGGUAAUUCCUACUGCCUCUUCUUCCCAUACUCACCAGAGCAUUUGGUACGUUCUAUACCGAGAUUGAAGGACAUGAGGCCAUAUAUAUCUGUUUCUAUCAAUGCUUCACUCCGAGAAGCUAGCCAUAUCUCUGGAUCUGCAUCUGCACUUUUUAUUGGAGGAUUUUCUAUAUUGGAGAUGGACAAGCGCAUAAUGCAGUUGAAUCUGACACCAGAAUCAAACAAGAGUGUUCUAACCAUAUUGGGUAAUUCAGAUGUUGACAUCCAAUGGCAUAGCCGGGAUGUGAUAAACAUUAUCCCCGUCCAUAGAGAAGAUCUCGGUAUCGGUAGCCGCACACAGUAUGAGGUCAAAGUGCUAAGACCCAAGAGAUUCAAGGAUAAAAUUAUCAUCACGCUUCCGGCCAAUGGUCAGAGAGUUGAGAUAGAUGUUAACUAUGAACCUGAUGCAAGAGCUGUGCCAAAAACAAUCUUUAAAGGCGCCUUUUUGCCAACUAUAGUUGCAUGUUUCGGUGCAGUACUUGGAAUAAUAUUUGUUUUCCAAAAUUUAUUCAGGAUGCCCAACAGGACUCGGUCUCAUACAUCCCUUGCUACUCAAAACAUUACAGCGCCCCAUACACCUGAGCGCAGCAGUCCUGUUUUGAGUGAUCAGUCGCCUCGAACUCCUCAGCCUUUUGUAGAUUAUGUGAGGAGAACAAUAGAUGAAACUCCAUUUUACAAGCGAGAAGCAAGGAGGAGGUUUAAUCCGCAGAAUACAUAUUAGAGACUCUGAUUUCUUCCCGUAAAUGUGUUGUAUUCACCAUUAACUACUGGGUCGUUUUUAGAUCAUACAUUUUGUUGAUCAAAAUUUUGUUGUAACAUUAUGUAUAUAAUGGGCAACCUUCCACGGAAACAUGGCUAUGUUUGGUUCAUAGAAUAGCCGUUCGAGAUUUGAUUUAAAUUUGAACCAAAAACACCAUUAUUUUAUGGAAUUUCUUUAAUUUUA
Messenger RNA from Ricinus communis (castor bean), 6312 nucleotides. RefSeq names its product nuclear pore complex protein GP210. The record is from RefSeq and is a predicted model, not a curated record. Lineage: Eukaryota; Viridiplantae; Streptophyta; Magnoliopsida; Malpighiales; Euphorbiaceae. The coding region runs from base 274 to 6090 and encodes 1938 amino acids. The transcript is spliced from 36 exons.